AUGUGCACGGCUGAAGCAACUACAUCUCUGCUCCAAGUGGAGGAAACCUUCUCAGCAUGCCUGGCACGGAUAGAUGCCUUCAUCCUCAAGCCUCUGCUCCAGGCAGAGCCUAGUGACCAGAAGGGAAAGGAGAACUUCAAGCUCUUCCUGCUCCUGAAUGAUCGAUUUCAAGCUCUCUGGAACCUCACAGAAGAAAAUUACCGGAUACUGAAACAAAAAUGCAGCACCUCUGAGUCAUUCUGCAUCCAGGACAUUUACACUGUCUGGAAAGGAGACCUCUUCCUAAGCCUCUAUAUCCAAUAUUUCGUCACUUUUGCAAACUACGUUGUAGUCCACGGCUUCGAACAUGCCACAAAGAGCAAAAGUGAAGCCUGGAAGCACCAUAAGACAGUGCUGAAACAAUUCCUCGCAGACUUCACCUCUGAGACCUCCAUGACACUGGCCUUAUACACUGUUCUUCACAAACCUAUCCGAGAUCAUAUCGAGCAAUAUAUACUGCUCCUUACCAAGCUGAAUGAGGUUCUCAAAGAGGGAUCUGAAAAGGACAUGGUUACCAGUGCCAUCAAUGAAUAUGUGAAGCUGGAGUCUUUCAUCAGCCAAGUCCUGGAUGAAGCUUGUUUUACCAAGUCCUUAUGGAAAUCCUUGGGUUACAAAUUCACGGACAUGCUCUGUGUACCUGAAAGGAGGCUGCUGGAAGAUAGCAAAAAUCUUCCCAUCUCUACCAGCACGAAUCGAUCAGAGCGGAUCUUGCUCUUCGAUGAUGUCCUUGUGUUAAUUCAGGGAAACAGCUUUCAGAGUUUUGAUCUGAAGCUUGUGUGGGUAGAUGAAAACUGCAGGGAGAAAUCAGUUCCAGGACUGUAUGGACUCCGCAUUAUAACCCCAGAAGAAACGUUCUUUCUCUCUGCCAAAGACCCGCAGAUGAAGGCUGUUUGGCAGUGGAAGCUGAACCAGGCUGUCCGCCAGGCACUGAACGGGAAGCGAGAUUUCCCAUUGUGGGGCAAGACUGGCGAAGGCAACGAGCCCCCGUCCUGCCGCUUCUUCACCUAUGUCUUCAGGAUGGAGGGCAAGUUCAAGAGCGCAACCUACGAGGGCGAGUGGCACUGGGGAAAGCCACAUGGCAAGGGGACACUGAAGUGGCGUGAUGGACGCAACCAUGUUGGAGAUUUCAAAGAAGGCUUGGAGCAUGGGUUUGGAAUAUGCCUUGUCCCACGCCGAUCUGAAGACCGGUAUGACUGCUAUAAGUGCCACUGGUACGAGGGCAAGAUGAGAGGCUAUGGAAUCUGUGAGUAUGGGAAUGAUAUUGUCUACAAAGGUUACUUCAAAGACAACGUGCGUCAAGGGUUUGGGAUACUGGAGAACUUCUCAGCCGAGCAUCCAUUUAAAUACACAGGACAAUGGGAAAAUGACAAGAAGAAUGGAUAUGGAGUCUGGGAAGACAAAGAUAGAGGGGAGAGAUACAUAGGGACAUGGCUUGAUGAUCACAAACAUGGACAAGGCAUUGUAGUAACCCAGUCGGGUGUCUGCUAUCAAAGGACAUUUCAUGCUGAUAAAAUGGUGGGUUCUGGGAUUCUGCUCUUGGAAGAUGACUCUGUCUACGAAGGGAACUUCACGGAAGAUCUAACAUUUGUUGGAAAGGGAAAGCUGUCAUUUGCCAAUGGCUUCAUUUUGGAGGGAACCUUUACUAACAAAUCUGGCCAAGGCCUUCAGACGCACGGCAUCCUGAACACGUCGAAUGAGCAACUGGAUGACAGGAUAACCAAAGCUCAGCUGGGCCUCGAGUUCCCAGUGGAGAAGAGAUGGAAGGGAAUCUAUGACCAGUUCCUGGAGUUCAUCCAUUCUGGCUGCAAAGAAGAAACAGAGGAGUCUUUCACGGGGUUCCACAUACAAACGAGCAAGGAGCUGCGGAAAUCUCAGGAGUACCUCUUCUGCCAAAGGGGGACUGAGGAUGUAUCCUGGAAGAUAGAAGAUAUUCUUGAAGAGCUUGUCCGGCACCAGGGGCUGGAGUCACUACAGAGUUAUUUAGAGAAGGCAUUGAAGUCUUCCCUGCACCCACUGGGAAAGCUACUGAAGGCCUUGGCGAUAGCUUUUCAGGCAACGUAUUGUGGGAUUGGGGCCAACAGACACUUGCUGACUAUGGCACAAGAGGAAGUCAAGUACUAUGCAAAGAAAAUAUGGGAGUUUUACCAGGGUUUGCUCCAUCUGGCACUGAAACAGAAAGGCCAACUGCCCACAAAGUGUGUGGAUGGGGAUACAAGUGACCAGAAGGCAUGCAGUGUGGUCCUGCCACUCAUCUUGCCCUGCUUCUACCCUGAGCUUUUCAUGCUCUACAUGCUCUAUCAUGAAAGAGAAGAUGACCUCUACUGCCAAGGGAUCGUGGACCUAAGUCUAUUUCCUGACAUCAAGCUGCUAGAGUUUCUGGAUGUGCAGAAACACCUCUGGCCUCUGAAAGAUCUCACUCUGACAACCAACCAGAGGCGGUCCCUUAUCAAAGACAAGUGUUUCCUGUCUGCCACAGAGUGUUUGCAGAAGCUGAUCACCACGGUGGAUCCUCGGGAAAAGCUGGUGAUCCUCCAGAAGACAUAUGAGGAGAUAGAGAGCACAGUGUCCCGGGUGGUGGAGAAGGACUACAAGCUCCCCAUGGAUGACCUGUUGCCCCUACUGAUGUAUGUUGUAUCCCGAGCAAAAAUACAGCACCUGGGAGCUGAAAUCCAUCUGAUCAGAGACUUGAUGGACCCCACCAACCAAGGAGGACUCUAUGACUUUCUGUUAACUGCCCUGGAGUCAUGCUACGAACACAUACAGAGGAUGAGACUCCACCAAAGAGAGAACUGCCACGCGACUCAGAGCUCCUGAGCCCGAAGACCCGAAGGGAGCCUCCUCCUUGCCGCACUUUUUAGACCAAACACUGUUGGAUGAAGAAGCAAUCAUGUCGCUGCUGUGCUGGCUGCCUUUAGAAAGGGAAGAACGGUUAUUUAUCAGAUGAGGGUUUCUUGCUGGGUUUUCUCUUAAGACUAGCUAUGAUCGGAAAGCACAGACGUGCAGAUGCUGUGGGCUAAAAUCCUUCAAUACGCAACCUCAGCUUGUGUU
Molecule: messenger RNA, 3087 nt
Organism: Cariama cristata (Red-legged seriema)
Lineage: Eukaryota; Metazoa; Chordata; Aves; Cariamiformes; Cariamidae
Gene: ALS2CL
Product: ALS2 C-terminal like
Exons: 25
Coding region: 1-2853 (950 amino acids)
Source: RefSeq, a predicted model, not a curated record